AUGACAGACAAAACAGAGCUAGAGAGGCUUGAAGUCAUGGUCAAGAUGUUGAUGGAUGAGAGAGAAGCGGAAAAGGCUGCCCGCGAGGCACAGGAAAAGAAGGAUACGCAGAUAGUACCCGUGAUGCACAUCCAGACAGAAGAUGUCAACCGCUACCUCUUGAAGUUCGUGGAAAUCGCCAACAAUCUGAAAUUAUAUAAUGUCCAAGACGACGCCAUAAGGGUAAGACUCUUUCCCUUUUCUUUGAUUGAUUCUGCUAAAGAGUUGUUUGAGUGUAUGCCCACAAAACGAGUCUCCACGUGGAAGGAUAUGGUGGCUGCCUUCCUCGACAAGUACUAUCCGUCAGGCACGAUUUUAAAGCUCAAGAGUGAGAUCUUCCGGUUUAUGCAAGGCCAUGACGAGCCCCUCCACGAGGCGUUUGCUCGUUUCAAAGCCCUCCUCCGCAAGUGUCCCAACCACGGCGCGAAUGGAGGAUUUUUGCGGAAGACAGGACUGGAUGCCAUGCCGGUCAUUGAAGAGUUUGCCACCAACAGCAUGGGGUGGUCGAAAGAGAGGCACAACUCGAGAAGGGUAGCAGCAAUAGAAAAGGCCGAAGAGAGCUCCUUUGCGAAAGAAUGGCCGAGCUCAAACCACCAAACCCGACACUCCUACCCUUCCUAUGGAAGAUGCCAACUACGUGCAACAAGGGCAGCCCCAACAGACCCUUAUAACAACAAUUAUCGCCCUAACCAGGGGGAUGGAUUUAAUGUGAGCAAUGGUGGAGUAGUUGAGCUUAUCAAAAAGGAGGAGAAGUAUGACCAAGGAAUUAUGAAGAUUUUGGAAAUGCUAGUGCAAGAUAGAAAGACCCAUGGCACCAAGAUUAGAGUCGUUGAAGCAAGCUUGAACAACCUCGAGCAAGGAAUAAGCACAAUUGCCACCGCCGUCUCGAAUAUUCAAACUCAAAUGGAUCAAGUCCACAAGAAGAUUGAGGAAGACAAGGCAAAGCGGUCUGCCACUGAAGAGGCAGAGGCGCCCGCCAAACAGGAACUCGUGCGGCACAACGGGAUUGUACUCCCCUUCCAGCCGAGUAAACAGUUCAAGCUUGAAGAGCAAUUCAAGCAUUUUCUAAAUAUGUUUUGUAAGGUCCAUACUAACAUCCCACUCGUUGAAUCGUUGCAAGAAAUACCUAGGUGUUCAAUUGGAGAAGGAAAAGUAAACAAGGCCCUUUGUGAUUUAGGUGCUAGCAUCAACCUCAUGCCGCUGAAAUACUACGAAAAGCUCAACAUCGGGCCUCUCAAGACGUCGGAUGUGAUCAUAAGAUAUUUUCUAGCCACAUGCAAAGCACUUAUUGAUGUAGGUAGAGGUGAGAUCACGAUUAGACACAAUUACAACCGCUCUACCUACAAGAUAGAGAGUGAAAUGUUUAAGUAUGAAGAGGCGCAACAAGCCAAAAUGGAGCGUGAAUGCAGGGUGGUCAUGAUGACCGAUACGUCUAUGCCUUUUAGGCCAUUAGAAGGGGAGGAUUCUUCUAACCCUUCUAUAUUUGUUGUCCAUACUCUCCCUCAAGAGAAGCCUAAGAAGAAGAAGAAGGACAAGAAGAAGCCACCAACUCUAGCCGGUCCCGAAGUCUAUGUGAUCAAGAACUAG
This is a messenger RNA of Salvia hispanica, 1626 nucleotides long. The record is from RefSeq and is a predicted model, not a curated record. NCBI's taxonomy places the organism in Eukaryota, Viridiplantae, Streptophyta, Magnoliopsida, Lamiales, Lamiaceae.